AUGACUAACAUUAUUGAGGAAUCAAUGAUAAUUAAUCGUCUUACUUCUCCAUAAAAAUUAAAUAAUCCAAAUUAAUCACCUUUACGUUUAACUCCAAUACAACCUAAUUCCCAUAAACAUUCAAGCAGAUAAAGUAGUAAAGCAAAUUUACUUGAUAUUCACAAUCAUAAAAAUAAUGAUCACCAAUAGGAUUCAGAUAAUGUAAUCAAUCCUAUGAGCAGCUAAGUUGAUUUAACACAGGAUGAUGCUAAAGAAAAUGAGCUAGAACUUGAUGUAAAACAAGUUUUAACUGAAAUCAAUGAUCAACAAACUAGUUCUUAUUAAAACCUAGAUGAAAUUUAAACUGAAAAUCAAACAUAAUAGCCUCAAUUACUUGUCGUCAAAAAUACAAACACUAUUCAACAUUAAAUUCAAAAACACAAAUAAAUUAUCCUAAAAAAUACUUAAAUUGCCAAUACAAUCUAGAAUUUACAUGAUAAAAAAAUAUUAUAAUAAGUGGAAAAGGAAGAAGUUCCUUAAGAGUUAAACUAAAUCAAAAAGCUUGAUAAAUCAAUGAUAGAAAACUUAAAAGAAAUAUACUUAUUUUACUCUAAAUAAGCAAUUACAACAAAUAAAUACAAUACCUUCGAUAAGUUACAACAAUUAUCAAGCAUAAUGAUAUUAUAAAAGUUCAUGUUUUUUUGCAAAGAUUUCUAACUGAUUGACUUAGAAAUCACUUAAGAACUUAUUUUAAAAUUAGGUGGUAAAAUGGAUGAGCUUACUUUUAAGAAGAAGAAAAAUCAGUUUAAAUUCAAUCAUAAAAAAAAUUUCAUAGUAACCAAAUUUAAUUUAGUGGAAGUAUAUAAAAAAAAUGCAAAUCCUCAAAUGGAGCUUUCAAAUGAGAAUUUUUAAAUUGUUAUAAUUAAACUUGCUUAAUUAAUCUUUCCAAAUUAGAAUGAACUCUUUUAUGAAUAUUUAAGUUUAAAUAAUCCCAAAGAGUACAGAAAGAAAAUGUAAAUUAUAGGUAAGCCAUUUAAUUCUAAAGAAUAAAAUGAAGUACUAACAUAAGAAAAAUUAUAUGAAAGAAAAAUUUACUUGCCUCCCAAACCUAAACUAAGAGUUGAAAGUGUAAAAAAAGAGAGAAAGUCUCUUGAAUUAUAAUUUCCUAAGGUAAAUUUAACAACAAGAUGUAAAAAGAAGAACAAAUUGAAUGAAACUGUUGAUAAGGAGGGAAGUGGAAUAAAUUGGGAUGAUUUGGAUGAUUUAUAAUAGCAUUUUGAUCCGAAAAAAUUCAUUUUAGAAUAAGACUUAAGCGAUAAGGAAGACGAUUAUUAUUUACAAGAGUAUUCAAAACAUGGAUAUAGCUUAAAAAAAAAAAUAUAGGAUUAAAUGAUGAACUAAAAAGAGCUAUAAAUGAAGAUUCCUCAAAUUUCUAUUUAUAGCAAUAUCCUAAGUUCCAAUCAUAAAAUUGAGAAUAAACCUAACAAUAAUAUGUUGACUUCUGGAAAUACUAGACCUUCAAAUAAUAAAUCUUUCGAUUUGUAAGAUAACUCAUAAAGAAAGAAGUCAAUAGGUUUGUCACCUUAAAAUAUAGAAUAAACCAGUUUGGAAAAAUAAAAUUAGAUUUAUAGAGCAUUUUUGAAUUAAUAAUCAUACAGGGAAAGAAUGGUUAAUAAAAAAAAAUUAAUUUUGAUUUGA
Molecule: messenger RNA, 1677 nt
Organism: Paramecium sonneborni
Lineage: Eukaryota; Ciliophora; Oligohymenophorea; Peniculida; Parameciidae
Source: the annotation of a GenBank genome assembly